AUGGCUGGCAGUACUUUGAGUAACCAAACCACCUUCCCACAGAUUAUCUUGGCCUUAGUGAUCGGGGCGGUCGUCUGCGAGACCCAGCAGGGCUACGGCAGCGGGGCGCCCUCUGGUGGCAGCUUCUCCCACGGCGGAGGAGGCUUUGGCGGCGGCGGUGGCGGUGGAGGAGGACUGUACGGCAGUGGAGGAACAAGCGGUGGAGGCUUUGGUGGUGGCUUCGGCGGUGACUUUGGAGGAGGCUCCUCUUCUGGUGGAGGAGGAGGAGGCGGCUAUGGUGGUGGCUUUGGAGGAGGCUCCUCUUCUGGAGGAGGAGGAGGUGGAGGCUAUGGCAGUGUUAAUGGAGGAGGCUCUUGUGGCGCUGGCCAAGUGCGUCACGUUGACGGCAGCUGCGUCACGCCCCAGGUCACCCGCAACCUUUAUGUAUACCGCGCCCCUGCCGUGGCGCCCGUCGAGGGGUAUCGUAGCCCAGUGCCCCCGCCCCGCGUGAAUCACAACAUUAUUUUCAUCCACACUCCCGAGGAUCUUGGUGGCCAGGAGCCCGUCGUGGUGCCGCCCCCGCAGCAGAAGAACGUGGUGUACCUGCUGAGCAGGCGGCCUGAGCAAGACCAGCAAGUGAUCCACGUACCGGCACCCGAGCAGCAGGCGCCAGAGAUCUUCUUCGUCAACUACGUCGAUGGAGAGAACCCGUCCCUGCCCACCGGCGGCGACCUGCAGUCUGCCCUCAGCCAGGCCUCGCAGGGCAGCGCUGGAGGUGUCAUCGGCGGCGGAGGUAGUGGUGGCAUCGGUGGCGGUUACGGAGGCGGCAACAGUGGUGGUGGUCAUGGCAACGGUGGCAGUGGCGGCGGUGGCGCGAAUGGUGGCGGUUAUGGAAACGGCGCUAUUACCGGUGGUGGCUUUGGGGGUGGAUUCGGCGGUGGCAGCAAUGGUGGCGGUUAUGGCAGUGGCGUAGGUGGCUCCGGUAAUGGUGGUGACUACGGCAGCGGCGGUAACAGCGGCGGUGGCUUCGGUGGCGGUAGCAGUGAGUACACCGCCCCUGCACCCACAUCUCCUCCACGGGUCUAUUACCAGCCCUGAGGUGCUCCGGCCAGCCUGGGGAGACUCCUCAGGUAGCAGAUUCGCUUCUCUUCCUUCUCAGGUCUUUGAUUUGUUGGUUCUUGUGGCGUGACUCGCGUCGGUUGAGGUUGCCACCCGAUCCGAUGACGUGAAAUAAA
This is a messenger RNA of Portunus trituberculatus (swimming crab), 1214 nucleotides long. Its product is annotated as glycine-rich cell wall structural protein 1.8-like. Lineage: Eukaryota; Metazoa; Arthropoda; Malacostraca; Decapoda; Portunidae. The record is from RefSeq and is a predicted model, not a curated record. The coding region runs from base 1 to 1077 and encodes 358 amino acids. The transcript is spliced from 2 exons.